UUGAUGAAAAAGCAACUGCAAAGUCGGGGCGACUUACCCACAGUUGCUGGUGGUGCCGUUUCAGAAAACAUUAUCUGCAUCAUCACAUUACGUUGAACCUAUAGAAUGCCGCGUCGAAAACCCAUCACGAAGCUGGGCGUAUUUGGGAAGUACGACCAGAACCCGGAACAGGCAGUAGAAAAUUACUUCGAAUCCAAAUUAAACAACAAGUGCUACAUCAAUGUCCCCGGUUGGGAUGUCGCCCGCAAUGGGUUCGAGCUUAAGGGCAUUCACAAUGACCGGGAGUAUAUGGAAAUCACCAAGGAGCAGCACCGGAUGCGUGAACAGGCCCAACGGCAGGUGGUCACCAACCGGAAGCGGCUGGAGCAGACGACCGAUCUGCUGCAACGGAUGCGCGCAGAGUUUGUCGAGUUGAACGAUUUUCUAAAGGAUUGCGAAAUGAAGGAACAGGGCGCCCUGGACACGGUCAAGCGGGAAAAGGAAAAACAUGUACAGUACGAAGAAAAGAUCGCACAGCUCGAGUCGGAUCUGGAGCAGCUGGACGAGUUUGUGGUGAAGUAUGAGGAGACGAUCAAUCAAUUUGAACCGUUUGAGAAAGUAAUGGAACAGACAAUUGCCGAAUCGAAGACUUACGAAACCAUGCAAGAUCUUAUCCAGCGCUGUGAUUCAUUGUUACUAGCUCAGGUGGAAAUUUCUGCCGUAGAGCAGCAAAAGAUUCAAGAAAUCGAGGAAAUUCGCCAGAACCUGUUCAAGGCAACGAAGACCGCCCUGCACAUCAUUACCGGGCUGAACAACGAUUUGUCGGAGCUUCUGACACAGUACGUUGCGGCAAAGGAGGAAGGAUUGCGCUGGGAAAAAUCGGUCACCGUCGUCAAGAGCUACAUGGUGGAGAACGAAUCGAGCAUCAACUGCCUGCUAGAUGCGAUAAAUCACGUGUACAUACUGUUGCGCAAGCGGCGCGGCUCCCAGCCGAAAGCUCCGCGCGGGGACGUCGAAACGCAGCUGGAUCACAUCAAGGAGGAGAUCGAGAUACUGCACGAGGUGCGCCGGCUGGCGGCUGCCAAACUCCGCAACGAAGGCCACAGUCUGUGUGCGGAGAAGGGUACGCAGCGACGGAAAACCGCACUUUAAGUGGAGAAUAUGUGAUAUAAGCGGCACAAAUGCGGCAACACAGACUACUUAGCCGAUUUA
This is a messenger RNA of Anopheles arabiensis, 1191 nucleotides long. RefSeq lists its product as uncharacterized. The record is from RefSeq and is a predicted model, not a curated record. NCBI's taxonomy places the organism in Eukaryota, Metazoa, Arthropoda, Insecta, Diptera, Culicidae. Bases 106 to 1131 code for a protein of 341 amino acids. The transcript has 6 exons.